GACGCACACAACCGCGGGUGCACCGGGGGCAUGGAGCACGUGCAGGUGCUCCAUGAAUUUGAGUACACGGCGAAGGACGGUCGCCUGGUGUCCAUCAAGGCCGGGGAACGCUACAUCCUGGUCUCCCAAACCAAUGAGCACUGGUGGCACGUCCGCAAAGACCAGCACGCCAGGUCCUUCUACGCCCCUGCACAGUAUGUGAAGGUGCUCCCGCCGCUUCCCGGGGACUCCCCUGCAAGUUCCGAGGAGCUGGAGUCACCGGAGUGUGUGGCUCACAGUGAACCAGAGAUUACGGCUAUUCUGAUCCCGCUUGAAGAGAAAGCAGUGAUCCGUGCGUCUGCGCGGGAUGCUCCGAGAGAGACUCACCGGUUCUCUACUUUUGGUUUCUGUGAGAACGCACCAGAUGUGAAACCCUGGGAGACUCUGCAGGACGGACACACCACCAGUAGGACCAGCUUUGCACACAACCAGGAUAAUAUACAGACGCACAAUUCGACAGAGGGCUUCUCGUUUACGUCUGGACAUCUGGAGGCUGGCGGCCUGCAACUUUACGCGACACCUCACCCUGUGCCAAAGGUCAAACGCGGACGGUCUGAAGACGCACCGCAGGAAGAGAGAGUCGAACAGACAACAACUUUUCUUCUCGACGAGGACAUGGAAUUCCCUUCAUCUCCCAAUUCUCCCAUUUAUGACAUCAUACCAGAGUUCAACGUGCCAGAAUGUUCUGAGCUGCCUGGCCCUGCUGCUUCAGACGACGUGUUUAUGGCUGAGCAGCAUAGUUCAAAUCAAAAUGCAGAAGCUACUUCUCUAAAAGAUGGAGAUCGCAUGGAGCCGGUGGAGAAUCAAAGUCUCCAGUCAGCCGUCUACGUCAAUGUAGCACAACUUCGCCAAAGCACCUCCGAGUCUCCCCCCUCGUCCUACUCUCCCUCCUACCUCGACCCAGAGGGAUGGGAGGUGCACGUUGACGAAGACAGUGGACAGGAGUACUACUUCCACCCGUCCACGGGGCGCACCACCUGGGACAACCCCUUUCUAGACUCCCCCACGGACCCCGAGCCGCCGUAUUCCCCGUCGCCUCCUCAGUCUCCAGCCCUUUCGCCGUCCGCCUCCUCCCCGCCCGCGUGGCCCUCCGACUGGGAGCAGUUGGUGGAUGAGACCAGCGGCCGCCCCUACUUCUACAACCCGAUGUCUGGGGAGACGUCCUGGGAGCCCCCGGAGCAUCUGAGCCCCUACCCCCCUCUGAUGGAGCCCAUGAGCGUGCACAGGUUUCACGAGGACGGGCCGCCUUCAUUUCCCGAGGAGGACUACCGCUCGGGGGUAUACCCAGCUGCUGAUCCACCAGAGGGGUACGAGGAGCUCUUUGCUGCGGCGCCUCCCACACUCCCUCUAGAGUACAGCAUCAGUCAUGUGAGCCGGACCGUCAUCCCGCGGGCCACCCUGGACCGCAGCACACCGACUGGUUGGAACCUCAAUGUGGAACCCAACGGGACCUGGGUGUUCACCAACGAGCACUCGCCAGAGCAGUGGAUUAAGUCCGUGGAUGACCGAGGGCAGACCUACUUCUAUCUGAGAGACGGCUCCAUGUCUCAGUGGACCCUGCCCGAGGUCCCUGUCGCUGCUGGUCAGAUCAGGAUGGAGAAUGGCGUUGAGGCGGACAACAUGUCGGUCAUCAAGAACUGGAGGCACACCAUGGGACCCGGACAGCUCAGCUCGGCCCAGGACGAUGGGAGGUUCGUACCGACUCACAGGAGGAACACGUCGGACUACAGCAGCGACAGCUCCAGCACAGGAAACUCUCCAGAGAUGCAGCACGACGUGCAGAACCUCGAGAAAGCCGGGAUCCUUAACAAAACCAAAGUGUGUGAGAACGGCAAGAAAGUACGGAAAAACUGGGCCCAGACGUGGACGGUUCUCCACGGAGGAGUGCUGACGUUCCACAAAGACCCAAAGUCCGCGACAAUGGGGACCUUGCACAAGACCAAUCAGAUCGUUCCGGAGGUCACCGUGGACCUGCGAGGAGCGUCGAUUGGCCGGGCGUCGAAGGACAAAUCUAGCAAGAAGAAUGUUUUAGAGUUGAAAGGGAAGAACGGUGUGGAGUUUUUGAUACAGUAUGAUACAGAAAGCAUCAUCACCGACUGGCACAAAGUCUUGAUGGACACCAUACGACAACUCGAGUACCUGGACCAUCAUUCGGAGGAGGACGACGGGGACAUUUAUGAGAAGAUCGCCAACACAGAGCAGGAUGAAAAGGUCCCUGACAAACGGAGAUCCAACAGGCCGAGUGUCACACACUCGACCAGCUCAGCGGGAGACACAGACAAGAGUCGGAUUCGAAACAAGCUGAUGAAGUUCCUCAUGAAGCGGCCCACGCUGCAGUCCGUGAAGGAGAAGGGCUACAUCCGAGACAAUGUGUUCGGUUGCCAUCUGGCCACACUGUGUGCUCAAGAGAAGUCCACAGUUCCUAGUUUUGUGGAGAAAUGUAUCAAAGCCGUGGAGAAUAGAGGUUUAGACAUCGAUGGACUCUACCGAGUGAGCGGGAACCUCGCCGUCAUCCAGAAACUCCGCUUCAAGGCGGAUCACGAGGCCCUGGACCUGGAGGACGGCCAGUGGGAGGACGUGCACGUCAUCACCGGAGCGCUGAAGUUGUUUUUCCGAGAGCUUCCCGAGCCGCUUUUCCCAUACAGCCACUUUAAUGACUUCAUCACAGCCAUCAGGAAUCCUGAUUACAAAACAAAAGUGUCUCAAAUGUGCGAGCUAAUCAACUCACUCCCUCAUGCAAAUCAUGAUACCAUGAAACUCCUUUUUGGGCAUUUACGAAGGGUCAUUCAAUUUGGAGAGGACAAUCGCAUGACUGUGCAGAAUGUGGCGAUCGUGUUCGGCCCGACGCUGCUUGGGCCGGAGAUGGAGGCAGCCAACAUCGCCAUGCACAUGGUCUUUCAGAACCAGAUCGUGGAGCUCACCCUGAACGAAUACGAACGCAUCUUCUUCUCCAGCUAAAAUCAGCCACGUGCCUCCCGCGCAGAACCUUGAGCAGCGUCUCAAUGUGCUCAAGUUACUCAAUGUGCUAGAUGUAGCCCUCUUUGCGUUCACGUAAUCGGCUUCAGUGCAAUAUCCGAAAUGUAACUCCUCUUGUAAAAUAAGUUAAAGGGCUCUUCAAGUUUUCUUCGCUCAGAAUAUUUUAGGUUUGACCACGUAAAAAUAAGAUUAAAAGGAUCUUCAAAUGGUCUUUGCUGAGAAUAUUUGAAGCCUGUCUAAGCACUGUUUUGUCCAGAUUGAGUCCAUAGGAGGCUGAUAGAUCCAUCUUUGGCAGUAUUAUAUGAUUGAGUCACACGAGUGGGGACAUCUCCGAGCUAUCGGGCUUGUUACUUGGGUUGAAGAAGAGGACAUCAGAUUGCUUGAAUGUCCUAAUCUCUUAAAUCACUUCCUGGAUAUUUGAAUUGUUUAUUUUGGCAUGUUAAAAUUGUGUUGAUAAUAGAACCCAAGUCAAGCCUGGACGGAUGCAUUGAUGCUCUCCUCAAGAAAUGCUGAAUGAUUGCUACCAUCUUUAUUUUAGAAAUUGGAAUGACCUUUAAAUAUUGUUUUGAAAUUAUAGUGUAUCACAUAUGGCAAUAACUGAUAUUGUAUUCUAAUAUUGUAUAAUUUUUACCCAUGAAUUUUAAUGUAAUAUAGUAAAUGUAUAAUAAGAAAUAUUAAAACCAACAUCUCGCUGUGAAAUAGAUGACAUAGAAUACUUAAUUCGCUAGUUUAUUUUCCACCGAUAUUUUUCUUUCCUGUAUAAUAACACCAUAUAAAUAUAAACUAAUGAUACUUUUUUUGACAGUAAAACACAUGUCUGAACAUGAAAUGGUAAAGUAGAUUCUAGAAAAGAUGGAUGACCUGUAAAUAGAAAUAGAAGGCAUAUUCCUGCUGUUAUUCCAGAAUAAAAAUAACUGUAAAUAAAAUACAUCUGUUUAUCUAUUCUUAAAA
This is a messenger RNA of Pseudoliparis swirei, 3966 nucleotides long. RefSeq names its product Rho GTPase activating protein 27 (gene arhgap27). Gene Ontology annotation, cellular component: cytoplasm. Gene Ontology annotation, molecular function: protein binding. Gene Ontology annotation, biological process: signal transduction; regulation of GTPase activity. The transcript has 17 exons. NCBI's taxonomy places the organism in Eukaryota, Metazoa, Chordata, Actinopteri, Perciformes, Liparidae. The record is from RefSeq and is a predicted model, not a curated record. Bases 31 to 2997 code for a protein of 988 amino acids.